AUGAUUCCUAGUGCGUUGCUGAAGUUGUUUCGGUCUGAUCUCCUUAAAGCGCCUGAAGGCAUAUCAAUGUACGGAAAUAAAGAAUGCCUAGAAAAAGGUAUCGGCUACGCUGUGGUAAUCAUCGCAUUCUACGUCGACUUUUUCUACAACGUCGUCAUAGCCUGGGCGCUCUACUACUUCUUUGCCUCGUGGACGUUGAAUCUGCCCUGGGUCGGCUGUGACAACCCCUGGAAUACGGACGACUGUUUUGACGGUGACCCGCUAAAGUACGACGAUUACGUAUAUCCGACGUGGGCAAACGCUCUGGGUUGGAUCAUCGCAAUGUCAUCUGUCUUUAUGAUUCCCGCCAUGGCGCUCUACACGCUCGCAACGACACCUGGCGACACCUUUCUCGAGAGACUUCGUACGUCGAUCACUCCGUUGGCAGACCAAGAGGCUGCUGCACGAGCCGUGAAGAACGAUCAGACUGAAGUGCGAGUGGUAUGGUUCACCGCGAUAUUCCCCUACGUGGUUCUCAUGUGUCUGCUCAUACGGGGAGUGACAUUGCCUGGAUCCGUAAAAGGAAUCGAGUACUAUCUAACACCGAACUUUACCAAGCUUGGAGAACCUGAGGUGUGGGUGGACGCUGCCACACAGAUCUUCUUCUCGCUGGGUCCCGGCUUUGGAGUACUCAUGGCUUUCGCCAGCUACAAUGAAUUCCACAAUAACGUCUAUCAUGACGCGAUCCUGACGAGCUGCAUCAACUGCCUGACCAGUUUUCUCUCCGGCUUCGUCAUCUUUGCCGUGCUCGGCUACAUGUCGCACCGCUCAGGGGUCAGCAUCAAGGACGUGGCCACCGAAGGGCCAGGUCUAGUGUUCAUCGUCUAUCCUGAAGCCAUCGCAACUAUGCCCGGUUCGACAGCCUGGGCAAUACUAUUCUUUCUCAUGCUGCUCACUCUAGGACUUGACAGUUCCUUUGGUGGUUCGGAGGCCAUCAUCACAGCCCUCAGUGACGAGUUUGUGUGGGUGAAGAAGCACAGGGAGAUCUUCAUCGGUUGCCUCUUCACGCUAUACUACUGCAUCGGUCUUACGGCGUGCGCCCAGUUGAUACAUUUAUUUGCUCUUCCGUUAUUUAUUAAAGGUGUCGAUAGGAUGUCAAGUGAUAUCUGCGAAAUGAUUGGUACACGACCAUCGGCCUACUGGCGGACAUGUUGGAAAUUCAUCGCACCUCCUUUUAUUCUGGUCAGCGAAAUUCUCUUCGAUAAAAUCAAAGAGGAGACUCCUCGGUACGUCGAUCAGAUUCCGUUGGCGAGACCAAGAGGCUGCUGCACGACCGUGAAGAAUCGAUCAGGACUGAAGUGGCGAGUCAGCGGAGGAGCAAAUGGGGCCGCAGUCUAG
Molecule: messenger RNA, 1377 nt
Organism: Priapulus caudatus
Lineage: Eukaryota; Metazoa; Priapulida; Priapulimorpha; Priapulimorphida; Priapulidae
Product: sodium-dependent dopamine transporter-like
Exons: 11
Coding region: 1-1377 (458 amino acids)
Biological process (GO): dopamine uptake involved in synaptic transmission; sodium ion transmembrane transport
Cellular component (GO): neuron projection; presynaptic membrane; neuronal cell body membrane
Molecular function (GO): dopamine:sodium symporter activity
Source: RefSeq, a predicted model, not a curated record